GUCAUUGUUUCCAUUUCAAGUGCAUAACAUAUAUCUACCAAAAACCUAUCUUUGGGUUAAAGCCAAAAGAAUUAUCUUCAUUCAUCAUGUUCUCGAUGCGUCUUUCAGUCGUUAAGGCCAUUGUGUUUUCGUUAUAUGCUUCUAUUAAGCUAUGCAGCAGCGAAGAGACUGUAAGUCUGCCAAAAGAUGUCUCGAUACCAGCAGUCAUAGCAUUCGGAGACUCCUUCGUCGACACAGGGAAUAAUAACCAUAUCAAGACUUUGAUCAAGGCUGAUUUUCCUCCUUAUGGAAAGGAUUUUAUGGGUGGAAAACCAACCGGAAGGUUCUCCAAUGGGAAAGCAAUAGCUGACAUUUUAGCCAAGGCAUUAGGAGUGAAGGAGUCUCUUCCAGCAUAUCUAGACCCUUCCGUACAAGCCAAAGAUCUUCUAUCAGGUGUUAGUUUUGCUUCUGGUGGCACUGGGUAUGAUCCAUUAACACCCAAAAUAUCGUCUGUUAUACCACUAUCUGUUCAAUUGGACAACUUCAAACAAUACAUUGGGGAGCUCAAGAGAAACAUUGGAGAAGAAGCUGCACAGAAUUUAAUCACGAACAGUGUGUUUUUGGUAGUAGCAAGCACCAACGAUUUGGUUUUAAACUACUUUGGGGUUCCCGUCAGAAGACUAGAAUAUGAUGUCCCUGCUUAUGCUAACAAGCUGGUAAAAUUAGCCUCGAACUUUGUACAGGAAAUAUACAAUCUGGGAGCAAGAAAGAUUGCUGUCUUUAGUGCACCCCCAGUUGGCUGUCUUCCUGCAGUGAGAACCUUAGCCGGAGGUGCACUUAGAAGGUGCAAAGAUAAGGAAAAUAAGGCAGCACAACUGUUCAAUAGCAUGCUAGAAAAACAGCUCCAAGUUCUUGCAAGCAGCCUUCCUGAGUCCAGGGUUGGCUUUAUAGAUUUCUACAAUCCUUUGAUAAGCAUCAUCGAGAACCCUAACCAAUACGGGUUGGAAGUAAUCGAUAAAGGUUGUUGUGGAACCGGAGCGAUAGAGGUAGCUGUUCUAUGUAAUAAACUCAGCCCAACAUGCUACGACGAUUCUAAAUUCUUGUUCUGGGAUAGUAUCCACCUAUCGGAGGAAGGAAGUAAAAUCUUUGUAAAUCAUAUUCUACCGGAUGUGGUGAAUAGUUUGUUCUAGAUGUAUCCAGAUUUUACUGAUGAGGGGAAAUGGUAUUGUGGAGAUAAUGAACCUUGUUUUAUGAAUAAAGGCAGGCAAUUUCGUUCACUUUGGAAUCUAAUUACCGUAGCCUUCACCUUUCUUUUGGUC
Messenger RNA from Cynara cardunculus var. scolymus (artichoke), 1298 nucleotides. Its product is annotated as GDSL esterase/lipase At5g42170-like. The record is from RefSeq and is a predicted model, not a curated record. Gene Ontology annotation, cellular component: extracellular region. NCBI's taxonomy places the organism in Eukaryota, Viridiplantae, Streptophyta, Magnoliopsida, Asterales, Asteraceae. The coding region runs from base 87 to 1169 and encodes 360 amino acids. The transcript has 5 exons. Gene Ontology annotation, molecular function: hydrolase activity, acting on ester bonds.